This is a messenger RNA of Cephus cinctus (wheat stem sawfly), 9542 nucleotides long. Its product is annotated as CUGBP Elav-like family member 1-A. The record is from RefSeq and is a predicted model, not a curated record. Gene Ontology annotation, molecular function: mRNA 3'-UTR binding. The coding region runs from base 1329 to 3137 and encodes 602 amino acids. Gene Ontology annotation, biological process: regulation of alternative mRNA splicing, via spliceosome; mRNA splice site recognition. NCBI's taxonomy places the organism in Eukaryota, Metazoa, Arthropoda, Insecta, Hymenoptera, Cephidae. Gene Ontology annotation, cellular component: ribonucleoprotein complex; cytoplasm; nucleus. The transcript has 17 exons.
GCUCCUCAGUCGACGUCAAGCCGUCGCGACGUCUACCUAUUCCCAUUGUCACAUACUCCAAAGCCUUCGAAAUCGCGUGUUUCGAACGCCAGCCGAGCGUGCCCACCACCUGUUCGCGACAGUGUGCUCUUCAGUUGGUUAAACUAUCUUUCCGCUGGAAUACCAGGAAUGUGUUGGGUUUCAACGUAAUUAAAACACUCUAAACAUUACGGACUGUACGUUAAAUAUAAUACAUUACACUCGCGGUGCGGUCAGACCUUACGAUAAUACACGCGGAAACCGCGAUAACCUUCGUACGAUUAACGUCACUUCACGUCGUUGCACUACUUCGACGAUCUAACGUGGUGGCUUCGUCGUGCUAUUUGGAUUAUUGUAUUAACGUUUUCUCGAGGAUGAUUCCAAAUACGAGAAUCCUCGUAUGGGAAUCCCUCAUGACGAUCAGACACUGACAGUGCUUCAGGGUAUAAAAGGUACCGCACGCCACUGGUACCGCGUGUGCUAAAGUUCAACGUGGUGGGAAGCAGUGAAGGACUGGUGUAUUGUUUUGUGCGAUCUAUCACAUAUUGGAUUAUGAUUUUUGGAUAACCUACGAGGUGACGUCGUGCAACCGCGGCGCGACCCAGGGGACGAUGAACGGGCCCUGGAAAUAGCGUCGGGACGGAGACUAGGAAGGAAAGUGCUUUCGCGUGGUGCGCGUUACGUGAGGUAUUCUUUGUAAUUACGUCCUGGAGAAGGGGUACAAGCGGGACGAUGGGGGACCACGUGGGAGGGAGGGCUGUCGCAUUGAUAACGCUUAUCUGGAGUGAACUAAGGAACGCCAUUUUGAUUUAGUAAUCGACCUGUAACUGCAGUACAACGAAAACUUAGUCGGCGUUUAUAAAUUGCGUAUAUAUACGUAAACACAGCCAAAGAUAUUAGACCAAAUACGCAGUUGGUAUAGAGGACACGAGUCGAAGGAUUCUUUUUUUUACAAGGACUUUCUAUAUAUCGUACGUAAUUGAGAUCAGGACAUAUCCGGUGUGCUUUUUCGUCUUUGAUACUUAUACAUACGUACUGUGCGGGUUUCGUAACGAUUUAAACACGAAUCGAUAAGAAGACAUUAUUUGGGUUUGCCUAAAUAAAACGAAGGUCGCAGUGAAACUAAGACGGUCAGUGCGUCCGUAAGUUGUUUCGGUAAACGUGGGACUCGGUCCGUUGCUUUAUCAUCGAAUCAAGUUACGUUUGGGGGUUUUGAUACCUUCAAACCCAAGACAGGAAUCCUGUCUUCUGUAAGGAUAGUUAACGUUGAGGAGUGCAGGCACCGAGAACCGGUCGCCAAAAGGACCCCCAUGAAAAUGCUCCAGUCCCUGACCGCUCUGGCGAGUAAAAUCUCGCCAGGCUCGCCGACCGACAGCAAUGCGAACAAAGUGCACAUGCACAACAACAACGUGGUGCAUCAUCCCCAUCCGUACUCGAAGCAGCAGUCGCGGCCACCGUCCCAGCCGAACAACGGCGACCAAAAGGAGAAUACCAUUAUGAACAAUAACAGCGUCGAACAACCGGAUCCUGACUACAUAAAAAUGUUCGUGGGUCAGGUACCUCGCAGCAUGGACGAAAAUGAUCUUCGGGCGAUGUUCGAGGAAUUCGGCCGGGUUCAUCAGAUCAAUGUUCUCCGAGAUAAGGUCACCGGAAGCAGUAGGGGCUGCUGCUUCGUUACCUUCUUCACGAGGAAAGCUGCCCUCGCUGCACAGAAUGCUCUUCACAAUAUCAAGAAGCUCAAUGGGAUGCAUCAUCCGAUCCAGAUGAAACCAGCGGACAGCGAAAACAGAAAUGAACGAAAGCUCUUCGUGGGUAUGCUCUCGAAGAAGUAUGGAGAGAACGACGUUCGGAGUAUGUUCGGUGUUUACGGAGCGAUCGAGGAGUGCACUGUGCUCAGGGAUAAUGCCGGGCAGAGUAAAGGUUGCGCCUUCGUCACCUUCGCCAGCAAACAGUACGCCAUUAACGCCAUCAAGGCCCUUCAUCAUUCCCAAACGAUGGAGGGUUGCUCGUCGCCGUUGGUUGUGAAAUUUGCGGACACCCAGAAAGAGAAGGACCAAAAGAGGAUGCAGCAGAUACAAGCGAGUCUCUGGAAUAUUGCUGGUGUCAAUAUGACACCGCAUUAUUUAACAACCAACGACACGCACACCUUGGCGCCGGCCUCGUUGCAGCUUCUACAGCAACUGCAAGCGACGUCGAGUGCCGCGACUCCAGUGGGCGCAAGUGCCGGGGCCAGUGCGCUCUCGAGUGUUCAACAUCAGCUGUUGCUCCAGCAACACUUGGGUCUUGGCGCGGCAACGCCAACGCCAGCUGCACCGGCAGCGGUACCCAGUCCGCCAGAGAUCAGUCAAGCUAAUCUUCAAGGGUUGGCUACGCUCGCAUCCCUGAGCAACAGCGCCGGUGAGUAUGCUAACGCAGGAGUCUCUCCGAUGAGUAUGCAGAACCUCGUCACCCUUGCCGCCAUGACGGGUGGCAACGGCAACCUUCAGGUUUCUCCCAACACGCUGAGCGGGUUGGCGAAUUCGACAGCAGGUAUGUCGCUAUCCGCCCUUCUUGGAAAGACAGGAAGCACAGGGUCAACGGGUGGAAGUCUUAGUCCUGUUGCGUCGCUGGCGCUGAACUCCUUGACAGGGGCACCUUUAAAUGGACUUCAGGACUCCUUGAACAACGCCUAUUCCAGCUUGCAGCAGUAUGCAGCUCUCAUUGGAAAGACGACGGUGACCGUGGAAAAGAAAGAGUUGCAUAGGUUUCCGACGUUCACGGGCGCAAGCGCGGCAGCGGCUGCCGCAGCCGCGGCGGCGGCCGCGGCGCAAAACACCAGUACGGGUCCAGCGGGAAAGCAGAUUGAAGGUCCCGAAGGUGGUAACCUCUUCAUCUACCAUCUUCCGCAAGAGUUUAGCGACACGGAUCUUGCUUCUACCUUUUUACCCUUUGGUAACGUCGUUUCCGCCAAAGUCUUUAUCGACAAACAGACAAAAAUGAGCAAGUGUUUCGGUUUCGUCUCCUACGAUAAUGCAGCGAGUGCACAAGCAGCUAUCCAGGCGAUGAACGGUUUUCAAAUAGGCACCAAACGAUUGAAGGUCCAAUUGAAACGAUCUAAGGAAGCAUCCCGACCAUACUAGCCGAUAUCAAGGAUCGUUCGUAGCAGGUGGCCUGUGACGUUGUGACCGUGUACUCUCGACCGGAGUCGCCGUACCAUGUCUGUCUCAGUCAGUCACGAUUCAAUCUCUCGAUCAGUCUCUGUGUUUGUCGGUGCCUAUACGACUCUAUAAUUUUAAUCACAACACCUUCCUCAGAUCUUUCCUUGGCAUCCACUUCAAUGCUCCGAAUUUACCUCUAAAAAACAUCACCGGACUCGACUUCGUUCCACUUCAUCCCACCACCAAGUUCCAGCCAAACCACCUCGCCAAUGAACCUUCUACUUCAACAACCAUUUUGAAGUCUCACGGUGUUCUAUAUUAUAUGGAUUAGUACGAGAUCCAGGAUGGAUCUCUAUUGAUCUACGGAUCGCAUUAUCGUACGUGGAACGGGUCGGGAAUCCGUGACCGCGAAAAGUUGGGGUGCAAGUGCGCGAGUAACAAGUAUCUUCGGAUCGGAGAAAGGUAACGAAAACAGGAUCAGAUCGGUCGAUCGAGUAGAGGAACGCAACGUCAAAAAAUAGUAGGGACUAAAAAAACGAAAUGCGUGGCUAUUUUUUUGCCAGAUGCGAUUAGCUUUGAUCGACGCCACCUUUAUUCCCGUAUGUACAUAUGUGUGUUUGUUCGUAUGUAUAUAUACGUAUGACUGCAUACGUAUCCUACGUAUAUCUAUAUACACGGGUACGCGUCGUGACGUACGCGUGUAUACACAUAUGUGUACCUGUGCACAGUGGGCGUAAAAUCGCUAUCGCCAUAGAGAAUAUUAAAAAUAUAUUGAUUAUACGAAAGAAGCAAGAUAGCAUAUAUUAUUAUAUAAAAUUAGAUAUAUUAAACGUUGACUGAAAAUUAUUUUUAUUGGAUAAUUAUCGGAAUCGGGGGAUGAACCGGGUGGAGGUUUAAUCCCCCUACGUGACUCGGCAAUGCUCGUCGUUCGUUACGCAAUAUGUCGUCGUCGUGGCCGCGAUCGUCGUGAUCGUCGUGCGCGUUUACAGCCAGCGCGCCAGAUAUAAAAUUCAUUCACCUGUAUAAACGACAAUUUAUUAUCUGAAGUUCUUGGAAAUAUAGUGAAAAAAAAUGAAGAGAAAAAAAAGAGAAAAACUAAGCAAGAUGAACAAGAGGUAUAAGAGACACUUUGUAUAAAAGACUUUGUAUAAGAUUGUAUAAUACAAUCGGGAUUAUAGGAUCGCGUAAACGUUUAGGCGUGCGUACGCGUAUGCGUCCGUCACUUGUAUCGUUAGUUGGACUCCAUUGUUUGCACGGCAUGUCGGAUGCCUUACGUGGUGAACAUCGCAAGUCACAUGAUCUCUAAUUUUGGCCGCAGCUACGAAUAAACGCGUGUAAGUUAUCAUCCCAAUCAAGUAAAAAAAAAAAGGAACCAGACAUACGCGAUCCCACGAAAAUAUCCCUAGAUCCGAAACUAAUUCAAUCACGAAGCGAGAAAUCACUGUCGCUCGACGCUACCCUCGUCCAAAGUCUUUCCUUUUACUUUUUCAAUUUCCCUUUACAAUUUUCUCACGCAGUAUUUUCCAUUCUCUCCAACAAACUUUCUUUUAGUUUCUCCGAAAAAUUGCUGGUCCUCUCCGUGUCCAAUUACUUUUUCCCAGAUAUACAUUUUCAUCAGCAACGUUUAAUUCCCUUUGCGCCAAAUCAUCUUUAAAAAUUUUGCCUCGCCACACCCUGACUUAUUCUCACUGUUGGACGAUUCCGCGGAGUCGCAGUCGUGGUCAACGUCGUCGUCGCCGUCGUCCAGCCUGAACGACGUCGAGUACGCGAGGGGCGAGGAGCGAUUGAAGAAAUCUGACAAAUCUGUCGCAUGCGCAACCAUCUCCUUACUUCAACAACCUUUUGAUACCUUGCUUUUAACCUCUGGUGAUUAUCCGGCUGUCACUUGUGCCGGUGCAGAUGGAUAGACGCUCGGUAGCACUUAAUAAUUUUUCUUUUUCUUUUUUCUUUUUGUUCAACUUAAAUCGCUAUCACCGUACGUCGAUACGCACUUUUACGUUACUCCCAUUUUUCUCUCGUCACCGUGUAUAUGUAUAUAUAUAUAUAUAUACAUAUAUAUAUAUAUGCAUAUUGUAUCAGACCAAAUCACGGGGGAUACCGCUCCGACAGAGGAAUCAUAGGGAUUUUAUUAUACGUAUGUCGGUCGCAUAAUGUUUUGUUUUUACAGUGGAGAAUGUAAUUAUUUUUGUUUUUCUUUUGAACAUCAGUCAAACUGUUUUAGUAAAAUUGUAACGCUCUAGUACCCUAAGGGAUUUCUGUUUAAGCGGUUACCACCGUAUCUUCGGCUGGCCAAGCCGAUAGAAGCUCCGAGCAAGAUACCAAAGACGUGUCUUACGUUGAUUAACCGAUGUACUUACUUGCAAAGCUGACUAAGAAUGACUAAUUAACACGUUAAACCAAUUGACUAACUCAUGGAUAUCGAGCACACGAUGGAAAAGAAAAAAAAAUAGGAACCUAGUCAUAACUAUCGUUAUAUCAUUGACGUCGUAAUCGUCAUCGUCAUCGUCAUCGUCUCAUUGCCGCCGUCGUCUGCCGUUUUCGUCAUCGUGAUGGUCAUCGUCGUCUUCGUCGUCGUCGUCAAUCGUCAUCGUGAUCGUCGAUUCGGAUCAUCGUCACCGGCAUGAACGUCACUAUUGUUACUGCUAAUACUUUUGUAUUACCGCUCUUAUUAUUACCAUUAACGCGCUACUGCUAAUGCUGUUGUUACUAUUAUUCAUUAUUAAUAUUAUUACUGUCAUUACUGUUGUAUGUGACUGUUACUACGAUGAUGAUCAGAAGUAUUGCCGUUAUCGUUAUUACAUGCUAGAUCGCUUGGUCAUCAUUACCAUAGACUGUGUCCUAUCUUUGAGCCAAUCUUAGUCACGAAUGGUCAAACAGCACUUUGACUAUACUAAUAACGUCGAAUGACAGUACUGGCCAAAUCGAUCAUUGCCAUUAGCGAAAAUCAUUCACUCUUCAUUUUAUUACAAGCCAUCAGGCACUCAUCAGUCAAAGGUCAUAUUCGAUAUGGUUUAUGGUAAUGACGGGCAUUUGUAAGAUCCGCACGAGCGUAUUUCUUUCGAGAUCGUUCAAUAGAGAUACAUAAAAAUGUACUUACAUGUCAAAUGUGCGGCGAUCGAUAGACUUGCUUUCUUUGUUCAAUCCAAAUUUGCCAUUAUUUUUUUCUACUCUUUUACGUAAAGAAUGUCUAAUGUAUUCAUCGACGUAAAGUCGCGCGAAACAUUUCGAUUCUGAGACAAACAGAGUGCGUGGAAAAAAAAGAAAUAUGAAAAACUCGUGCGAUAAACUCGGAAUACUCUCGUGCCAUUAAUUGAGCGAUCGAUUGCUUAUGUUUCGACAUUAGACGACAUUUCGCGAUCCAGUGCGAUACGAUGCGAUACGACGCGUACAUAAGGUUAUUAUUCAAUGGUGUUGAAUUAUCGUUACCAAUCGUUGAAUGUUCGUAAAUUGUAAUGGUUUACGUUGACGAGCGGAUAAGGAGCUAGUUUUAUAGAGUGUACGUCGCAGAAAUCUAAGUUUAAUUAGUUUAUAUUGGGAUGGCAUGAUGGCGCGAUUGCAUGGGGUUCGCUCUCCUACGUCAUAUCCGGGAGCACGAGCACGUGUUUCUUAUCACGCCGGUACAAUCUUGAUCGCGACCCGUCGCCAUUAUCACCACUGACCCUUCCCAUCCCAUCCCCCUCUCUCCCCAAUUUAUUAUCAUCAUUGCCGGCAUUAUUAUCUAUCGUUAAUUCUUCUAUUACUUGUAUCGAUCAUUGUCACUAAUAUCGUCACUACCACCAUGCCCCCCCAAAUCUUAUUAUUAUUUUUACCGUCGCUAUAGGUAUAUUUGAUAGUGCUAAUAUUACUACUACACGCUACGGUUACGAGUACUAUUAUAUAUAUAUACACAUAUAUUAUUAUGUUAUUACUAUUAUCACGAACGUCAAAUUCUUAUUAUCGUUUACAGCUAAAAGUUAUUUGUUUUAUUCUUCGUUUUGUAGACAUGUUUAUUUUUUUUUUUUCCUCCCAUUUGACGCUUAGUACGUCCGUUAUUAAGACGACACGCUGGGAUUAUGUCAUGCGCGCGCACGUGCGUAGAACGUCACUUGAAAGAGCGUACGGAGUGUCAUGUAACGAGAGAUACACGUUUCUAUCUCUUCUUUUCUUCGUUGAACCACGUUCUUACAUUUUUCUUAUGUCCGUCUGUUAUUCAUACGCAAUCUUUUUCUCGCGACGUGAAACGAGAACCGACGCCAGUUAUUGUAGAGAAUAAAUGAAACCAAAGGUGUAGACAAGAAAUCAAAAAUGGAGAGCGCAACUUCUCCUCGCGAGAUAAAGGAAUCUAGUAUUUAAGAUGCGCUCUGUCAUCCCCCGUGACGUAUUAAAAUUAUACGCCGAUCAAAUAUUGUUCGACGACACGUCUCGCGGUGGGGCGAUCGAAAAUUGCGACUGGGUAGCCCGGUACCGGAAGUUUCUUCGUUUGACGACGAAUACUCUCCGGUCCUUCGUUAUCGCUGACUUUAGCAAUCACGGCAUAUCCCACCGUGCCAUUUUUACGCAAGAGAACCGAGAGGUCGACGGAUUGCAGUGCUGUUACUUCUUAAUGUAGCAUUAUACGCGAUUCCACCUUUUUUUUAUGGCUGGAACACUUUUGGGCAUUAAGGCAUCCCCUAUUACGCGUACUCCCCUUUGACUGGUAUGCGAUAAGAAUUUUGGAUCGAGGAAUUUUCAUUUUUAUCAAAGGGGUCAUUUUUCUUUUUAAAGCGAAUCGCAAUGCCACGUCUUCUCGGUAUGAUAAACUCGGUCAGUAUGAGACGUAUGUCAGAUAUCAAUAUAUUUAUUUUGUUGGCUUAUUUUUUAUUACUUAUUUUUUUUAUCCCUCUUCCCCCACUUUCCCCGUCCCGAUACAACUUACGGAACGGACCUUCUAGUCCAUAUUAUUUCGACGUACCUACCAUUGCUAGUUCAGUGCUAUAAUUUUUCUAUAACUAAUAUAACCGUUGCUGGAGUCAAUAUACGUCAGAACGUCGAGAGAUUGUAAGAUUCUCGUGCCAGGAAACAUUAAAUGGAAACGGACAUGGAAGCUUGAGAUAUCUUAGCCAAUGAGCUUUUUCAAGAUUCUUCACCGGCAAUCACGUGAGGUUCGUGUAACUUUUUUGUUUGCCCGACAAGGUAAACUGAUCUCCACCUUUCCCGUUACAUAAUAAUUAGUAUCCGCGCAUAUCUUACGAUGGACACAUACCGUAUGUAGGCUGUAUCACCUAUGUUUUAAGAGUAUUUUUCUGUACGUAAUAAAUUAGUAAUUGCUACAGCCCGAGUCACUUUGUGCUCUAGCCGCAUACAUGUAUACACGUACGCUACAAUUGAUAUAUUUAUAUCGAUAGAGACGCGCACAUUCUCUGUGAGCAGGGACACACGUGCUUUUCCACGUGAUGGUGUUGGAACGUGAAAGCGAUUGAUGGCUUUGAUUCACGGAUUGCUUUGUAUCUAAGGUUUGUAAGCUGUUAUUACUUUACUGUGAGCUAUUUGAGAUUUUGCGAUUCGGAGGAGUCAAAAAUCUAAUUGGGUCAACCGUUUUUCCUAUGCACUCGAUUUUCUGGUAAUAUAUCAUUGUACACUUUUGAAACUUUAUACAUCACGGAGUCAAACGAAAUCGAAUGGGGAAAGAACUUUUGAAAAAUUAUAUAACAGCAUUUGUAUAAAAUUUCACGGAGAUUCAUGUAAAAGCGGGGUGUUUAUUAUGUCAAUAAAUGAACAUUUUUACACUGUCAUUGAGAACUGUGUACAAAUUGGAUAUGGAAAUUUUGAAAUUCUAUAGAUAUCAGUAUACUUAUGUGUAAAUCUGCUGUCAUCACGGGAACGAUGUAUUUAUAUAGUCGUGUGGUAAAAUAGUUUUCCUCGCUGCGCGUAUUCGAUCAUUUUGAGACUUUCGAAUCGCAUAUGAAUGUCUAUUACUUCGAGGGUGUAAUACGUUCCGUUGUCACGAGACUUAAGUUCGACCGGUAUUCGGGUAAUUAUUGUGUACGUAUAUUGAGAAGAAAUCGUGAGAUCAAGACGAGAAUUUUCAUUCGGGCGAGGUCACAGUUCAUCGUCAAAGAGACGUCGUAUUGAAAUUGGCGUCAGGCUCGUAAGGGAAGCAAAUCACCGAAUUUCAGCACCCAGUGCAUUGUCUUGGCGUCGUAAGUUGAAUACAGUGACAUGCAAUUUAAGUACUCACAUUGACAUAGUAAUGUAACGAUUUAUCGCAUAGCGUACGUUUAUCACAACUAAGAGUCACUGUGUCUAAAUAGUAACGAUUUAGAUUUUAUAUAUUGCGUGCGAGAGUAUAGACGUGUGAAAAAAAGUGUGUGUGAGCGCACCGCGCUGUAGUUAGGCUGGCAAGUUAAUAAAUCGUAUUUUGGAAUUAAA